UCUUACAAAAUUGGUGUCUCAAGGGAAUGGCUGUUUUCCCAUCGAUGCCGUUGCUUCCAGUGCUGCUGCUAGCUCUGUUCCACACCACGGUGAAAGGACAGCGAGACCCAGAAGUGUUCUGUGGAGCUUGUAAGGCCCUUGCAGACGAGCUGACAUACGACAUAAAGAAAAUAGGUCCAACGAGGACUGUGAAUUCAGGGACAUUUCGACUCAACCCUGACGGCACACGAGGGAAGAAAAAGAUUCCUUUUGCAAAAUCAGAGACCUUCUUAACAGACAUUUUGGAAAACAUAUGCGAUCGGAUGAACGAUUAUCAACUUCAGGACGAUCCGGUAACUAAAGAAAAGAUAUUCAAGAGAUAUGCUCCCAGGAAGGACGAAGAGAUCUAUGAAACAUAUAAGAAAUACUUUUUUUAUUCUGAUGCUUACAAGCCCUUGAAAUAUGCGUGUGAAACUAUCAUAGAACAGUAUGAAGAUGAAAUAUUCUCACUUAUCGCCCAGGAGGCAGACUUUCUGGCUGACAAGCUGUGCAUUGAAAAAUCAGGUCUUUGCAAAAAGCCUGAAGAAAAAGAGCACAGUGAACUCUAGAAAAACAGCCAGCUGCUAUAAUUACAGAUGAAGAACAUCAACUGGAACAUCCCUAUAGACUCCGCCUUCCAUCAGCCUUUAUCUUUGCUUGCUUUAAAAAUGGUUUUACCUAGACUGAGAUACUAAAAUUGUUAUCUGGACUGGGACUUCCUUAAAUACCAUGGGCAAUGGUGAAAAUUCUUCGAACUAUAAGGCAGUUGCAUCAGUCAUACUCAUUUUUGAAGAGCCAAGUG
Elgaria multicarinata webbii is the source of this 820-nucleotide messenger RNA. RefSeq names its product canopy FGF signaling regulator 1 (gene CNPY1). Bases 27 to 587 code for a protein of 186 amino acids. The record is from RefSeq and is a predicted model, not a curated record. The transcript has 6 exons. Gene Ontology annotation, cellular component: endoplasmic reticulum. NCBI's taxonomy places the organism in Eukaryota, Metazoa, Chordata, Lepidosauria, Squamata, Anguidae.